Messenger RNA from Peromyscus eremicus (cactus mouse), 1810 nucleotides. RefSeq names its product nuclear factor of activated T cells 2 interacting protein (gene Nfatc2ip). The transcript has 8 exons. NCBI's taxonomy places the organism in Eukaryota, Metazoa, Chordata, Mammalia, Rodentia, Cricetidae. The record is from RefSeq and is a predicted model, not a curated record. Gene Ontology annotation, molecular function: protein binding. Gene Ontology annotation, biological process: positive regulation of transcription by RNA polymerase II; cytokine production. Bases 364 to 1611 code for a protein of 415 amino acids.
GUACGAGGACUACAAUUCCCAGGAUACCCCAAGUCUUCCACCAACCAGGAAGACGGAUUUUUCCAAAGGGCGGGUCCUGGGGGAAGGCUGGGUCUGGAGGAAAUUUAGCCAAUGGGUGAACUGUACAGAAUCGAAACCUUCUUUGAUUGCGCCGAAGAGAUUGGAAUCUUUGGCGCCUUUGUUUUAGUGGAGGGUGGUAGAUAGACGGGUAAAUUGACCAAUGAGAAGGUGGGUAGGCGGAUCCAGAGCGUGUGGGCGGGGAGGGGUUCUGACUGGCAAGCUGUUCGUCCAAUGAAAGGUAGUGUCGCUGGUGCGUGGCCGGCGAGGCUGUGGAGGCCGGUGUGUAUAGAAGCUGUGUGAGAGAUGGCGGAACCCGGGAGGAGACGGGGUCCGAGGUCCCGCGGUGGCGGCGCCGGCCGAGGCGCUCGAAGAGCCCGGGUCGCCCGUGGCCGGCGUCCUCGCGCCCCGCAGUCUCUGUCUCGGCUCAUUCCAGACACGGUGCUUGUGGACUUGGUCAGUGACAGCGACGAGGAGAUCCUGGAAGUCGUCGCGGACCCGGUAGAAGUGCCCGCCGCCCGGGCCCCCGCGCCGGCCGCACAUGGGCAGGACAGCGACAGUGACAGUGAAGGGGCGGACGAGGGGCCUGCAGCAGCCCCUCAGACCUUGGUCCGGCGGCGGCGCCGGCGGCUGCUGGAUCCCGGCGAAGCACCGGUGGUUCCUGUGUACUCCGGGAAGGUACAAAGCAGCCUCAACCUCAUCCCAGAUAAUUCAUCCCUCUUGAAACUUUGCCCCUCAGAGCCUGAAGAUGAGGCAGAUGUGACAGAUUGUGGCAGUCCUCCCCCUGAGGAUGCCCGAAUUCCAGGUUCUCCCUGGAAGAAGAAGCUGAGGAAUAAGCAUGAGAAAGAAGAGAUGAAGAUGGAAGAGUUUCCGGACCAGGACAUCUCUCCUUUGCCCCGACCUUCCUCAAGAAACAAAAGCAGAAAGCAUACCGAGGCACUCCAGAAGUUGAGGGAAGUGAACAAGCGCCUCCAAGAUCUCCGAUCCUGCCUGAGCCCCAAGCAGCACCAGAGUCCAGUCCUUCAGAACCCAGAUGAUGAGGUGGUCCUAGUGGAGGGGCCUGUCUUGUCACAGAGCCCAAGACUCUUCACCCUCAAGAUCCGGUGCCGGGCUGACCUAGUCAGAUUGCCUGUCAUGACAUCGGAACCCCUUCAGAAUGUGGUGGAUUACAUGGCCAAUCAUCUUGGGGUGUCUCCAAGCAGGAUUCUUUUACUCUUUGGAGAGACAGAACUGUCCCCUACUGCCACCCCUAGGACCCUAAAGCUUGGUGUGGCUGACAUCAUUGAUUGUGUGGUGCUGACAAGUUCUUCAGAGGCCACAGAGACAUCCCAGCAGCUCCGCCUCCGGGUGCAGGGGAAGGAGAAGCACCAGAUGUUGGAGAUCUCACUCUCUCCUGACUCUCCUCUUGAGGUCCUCAUGUCGCACUAUGAAGAGGCCAUGGGACUCUCCGGACACAAGCUCUCCUUCUUCUUUGAUGGGACAAAGCUGUCGGGCAAGGAGCUGCCAGCUGAUCUGGGCAUGGAAUCCGGGGAUCUCAUUGAAGUUUGGGGCUGAAGCUUCCUCCUCCUGUUUGGAUGCAGAGCCAAGACUUGGGGACAACAGCUCCCACUUUUAUUAUUAUUUUUUGCCCCAUAAGGGCUAACAGAAACCGAAUUAGAACUCGUUUAUUUAUUUCCGGCACUGGGGAUUGAACCCUGGGCUGUGCAUAUGCUAAGGAUGUGUGAAAUUGAGGUAAAACCAAGGCAUGACCUUU